Messenger RNA from Xylaria bambusicola, 1197 nucleotides. RefSeq names its product sodium bile acid symporter family-domain-containing protein. The transcript has 3 exons. Gene Ontology annotation, biological process: arsenite transport; antimonite transmembrane transport. Gene Ontology annotation, cellular component: plasma membrane. The coding region runs from base 1 to 1197 and encodes 398 amino acids. NCBI's taxonomy places the organism in Eukaryota, Fungi, Ascomycota, Sordariomycetes, Xylariales, Xylariaceae. The record is from RefSeq and is a predicted model, not a curated record. Gene Ontology annotation, molecular function: antiporter activity; arsenite transmembrane transporter activity; antimonite transmembrane transporter activity.
AUGGCUAGCAAGGAGAAUCCUGAUCUCCAUCUACACACAGUUCGACUGGACGUAACUCAGACAGACCACGAAAAGCCAAGCAGAUUCAACACGGACAUGCCUGACCCCGAGAGCCAGGAUAACGCCUCGGAGAACUCCCCCCCGGCCGUCGGGAAGCCGUCGGCCUUCAAGUCCCUCGGCUACCUAGACAGAUUCCUCGCCGUCUGGAUCCUCCUCGCGAUAGUACUGGGCAUACUCCUGGGGAACUUCGCGCCAGGUACGGCGGCCGCACUGGACCGGGGCAGGUUCGUCGGAGUUUCGGUGCCGAUAGCCGUCGGACUGCUCGUCAUGAUGUAUCCGAUUCUCUGCAAGGUGCGCUUCGAGACGCUCGGCGAGGUCUUUGCGCACCGGGGUAUCUGGAAGCAGAUAGGGUUUAGUGUGUUUGUGAACUGGAUCGUGGCGCCUUUUCUCAUGCUGGCGCUCGCGUGGGCUACCCUGCCUGACCAGCCAGAUCUCCGAGCAGGCUUGAUUCUCGUUGGCCUGGGCCGAUGUAUCGCCAUGGUCUUGAUAUGGACGGAACUAGCUGGUGGCGACGGGGAAUACUGCGCGAUCCUUGUGGCCAUCAACUCGAUUCUUCAAAUCGUCCUCUUCGCGCCCCUUGCCGUCUUCUUUAUCCGCGUCAUUAGCCGCCAGUCUGGAGACCUGGAUGUGCCCUAUGAAGUCGUCGCGACCAGUGUGGCCGUCUUCCUCGGAAUCCCCUUCGGCGCUGCCGUCAUCACGCGCUUCGGUCUGCGCAAGGUCGCUGGCGCGACGUGGUACCAGGAUGUGUUCCUCCGGUUUUUGGCGCCUUGGUCUCUUAUUGGUUUGCUGUAUACCAUUGUCGUGCUCUUCGCGUACCAGGGCCAGCAAGUCGUUCAUCAGAUCGUGUCUGUUGUGCGCGUUGCCGUCCCGCUCGUGCUGUAUUUCGUCAUCGUGUUCUUCCUCACGCUGUGGGCGACGCAUCGGGCUGGCUUCGGGUAUAGACUGGGUACUACACAAAGCUUCACGGCUGCUAGUAACAACUUCGAGCUGGCUAUUGCCGUGGCCGUGGCCGUGUACGGCCCGUUCAGUGACCAGGCUCUUGCUUCUACUGUUGGUCCCUUGAUCGAAGUACCUGUGCUGUUAGGGCUGGUUUAUGUCGUUAGAUGGAUUGCGAGGAGGUGGAAUUGGAAGGAGUGA